This is a messenger RNA of Symbiodinium natans, 735 nucleotides long. The record is from the annotation of a GenBank genome assembly. Lineage: Eukaryota; Dinophyceae; Suessiales; Symbiodiniaceae.
AUGGCGCCAUGGAGCCACACUGGGGGCUUCCGGUGCCUCCUUGUGCUCUGCGUGGACUUGCUGUGCCUUGGCGCCGGUGACGGUGGCCAGAAGCAGCCCCGAUUUCCGCCCAUCGCAUGCCGGGAGCAUCUGGCCUGGGUGGCGGAGAGAUACUUCCACGCGCGCGGCCACGCCGCCGAGGUUGGCGUCUUCCAAGGGGAGUUCGCGAUGAUGAACCUCCGGGUCUGGACAGGCAAGUACUUCUGCAUUGAUGCGUGGCGUCACCGGAAAGAUGGCUCCAGGGACAAGAACGUGCGCUGGGCCUACUGGCACCUCCGGAACCUGAGGGUGGCCAGAGAGAACCUCGGGUUUUCUGGCAACCGCUCCGUCUUCGUGCGCAAGUACAGCAAGGAGGCCGCAGGAUCCUUCCCAGAGGAGUUCUUCGACUGGCUCUACCUGGACGCAUCGCACACGGAGGAGGACGUCACCGCGGACUUGCGGGCCUGGUGGCCAAGGCUGCGCCGGGGCGGGCUCUUCAGCGGUCACGACUACAUGGAUGCCAACCAAACCUGGCUGCUCCUGCCUGGAAAUCGUGCACCCAAGAAUGACUACGACCCCGCACGCAGGCACCGCUUCGGCGUCGUCAGGGCCUUGCAGGCCUUUGCAGCGGAGGUCGGGGGGCUCAUACAGGUGACCUUUGUGAACGACGGCAACGGCUGCGACGACAAGCCGUCUUGGUACAUGGUGAAGCCGUGA